Molecule: messenger RNA, 492 nt
Organism: Balaenoptera musculus (blue whale)
Lineage: Eukaryota; Metazoa; Chordata; Mammalia; Artiodactyla; Balaenopteridae
Product: histone H3-4-like
Cellular component (GO): nucleosome
Molecular function (GO): protein heterodimerization activity; structural constituent of chromatin; DNA binding
Source: RefSeq, a predicted model, not a curated record
AUGAAACGGGGUGUGCGUCCACAGACGGUGCAGCAAGGACCUGACAAGGCGGCUUGCGAGAGCGCGCCGGCCACGGGCGGCGUGAAGAAGCCGCACCGCUACCGGUCCGGCACGGUGGCCCUGCGCGAGAUCCGCCGCUACCAGAAGUCCACGGAGCUGCUGAUCCGCAAGAUGCCGUUCCAGCGGUUGGUGCGCGAGAUCGCGCAGGACUUCAAGAACGACCUGCUCUUCCAGAGCUCGGCCGUCAUGGCGCUGCAGGAGGCGUGCGAGGCCUACCUGGUGGGGCUCUUCGAGGACACCAACCUGUGUGCCAUCCACGCCAAGCGUCACCAUCAUGCCCAAGGACAUCCAGUUCCCCUACAGAUCAACGGAGAGCUUCCUGGCACGAUAGUCUCCCCCACCCAAAUACUGUCAGCCACAUACGUUUUCCCUAACAGUACAUGUGCCACGAGGCAAUGUUGCUACGUUAAAAUAUUGGGAUUACAUCUGUAG